Molecule: messenger RNA, 366 nt
Organism: Penicillium mononematosum
Lineage: Eukaryota; Fungi; Ascomycota; Eurotiomycetes; Eurotiales; Aspergillaceae
Exons: 1
Coding region: 1-366 (121 amino acids)
Source: RefSeq, a predicted model, not a curated record
AUGCCUCCCCUUGAUGGUCUCUCCAUUCCCAACCGUAUUACAGAGGCUGACAAGAAAAAAGUGGCGGAUGCUCGGCCUAUUCCGGCACCCGAUAACGAGGGCCUCGAGCUGCUGACCCAGCUGCGCCUGGGUCGGGCCUGGCGCAAUAAUGCACGCAUGGCGAUUAUCCGUGAGGCGCGGAUCAUCAGAAGACAAGCCCGGGAUAUCAGGAUCCAACUCGAGAACAACGGGCAGCCCCCUAGUGCCCAGAUCGUAUGGGGACUCCGCCAGUGGUUGGAGGUCCUCAUUCACAACAUGAGGAUCCUACGGGCCGAAGAGGAGGCUGCCCGUGAGUUGGAAGCCGACAUCUGGAACAGCGUGCAAUAA